AUGCACAUUCAAGAAGACUCGAGCGAGAGCUCAGGAGGGAGUACCCCGACGUGUGCCUCCUCGUCAUCUUACAUGGAACCCGGUGCCAUUUACGUGCAAAGACAACCCUCGGGAAAACCCGCAUUUGUCCGUCGACCAAGAGGAAUCAAGACUCCGGGCGGGUUAUUAGCAGAUGCACUAUUUAAUCCCCACCCGGUUUCACAGAAACAUAGCCCAUCUCAAGCGCGUGAUCAGAAGAUAUUUGAACCUGCAAGCUCACCUGAACCCCAGCAGAUACCAGCACCACUGUAUGAACAGUUUCAACAAUACCCGCAUCCGCAGCAACAUCCACUGCAGUAUCCGAGGCAGCCUUUCUCCCCGAACGUUAUGGCGCAAAUCUUUGAUUCGUGUGAAGAAUUGUCUCCCGAGUGGGCAAGAAAGAUAGGGCAACGUGUACUCGUGGUCGCGCCAUCGGGCAGUAUCGACCACUGUGCAGCUCGAGUCUUCGUUAAAUGCUGCCAUUCCUGUGAUUGUAGAGGUCGCAGGAGAAACUCUCAUCGCGGCGGGCACAGGAGACACUAUGGCAGCACUAGUGAAGAGAGUGAUAUAGACAGCAGUAGCGAAAGUGAUAUUCCAGUUAAGAAGCAAAGCCAGAAACACAAAAGCAAAGGAAAGCAUAGAAAAAAAGGCUCCACGAAGAAGAAUAUCAAGAAUAUGUACGAUAGCAGCGAGGAAGAGGGCGAGAAAAGACGCGAUUUCACUAAAAAGCCGGUGCGGCCUGUGCAUCCUGCAAAUCUUGUAGGUUCUGGGAGAUAUGACUCAAGAACCGGCACUGUGCGCUUUUCCAAUCAAACCGAUGAACCGGACUUCAGACGGACGAAUACCGCAGAUUCGAGCAGAUACGUCAACCAUUCGGCAUAUCCUAUCCCGCAUAAUCCGGCAAACGGUCCUGGAUAUUAUCCAGCUAGCCCACCACCCCCUCAUCCUCCAAAUGGUAACGCAGCAAUGCCAAUUUAUCAUCCAGUCCCACAUCCUCCUGCCCCAGAACAGGUGCAACAAACUUCCUACGAUGACAGCCGAAGGCAUUACGAAUACCCCUCCUGCGCCGAGGUAGCAGAGCCACGUGGCCGUGAAAGUAGGAGGCGAGCUCGCCCUCCUCCUCCUCCGCCUCGGCGGAGCGCUUCCCACAAUCGUCCUCGUAGUUUUCAAUAUCAUCCGGACGAUCAGCGAUACUUAACAAGGGAGCAUGUGCGAGGGCCUCGAGGGGUAGAUGAGUACGAUGAGUACGACAUGUACUAUUAUUAUACGUCCGACACACUUGACCAUCCCCGUCGCAACCAUACCCGCCCCAGCAACCCAGAUCAAUACGCACGGAGGCGGCGGCGCGAACCGCCACAAGAACGCAGCUAUUCAAGACACAGGCCAGCACACAACCCUGCUAUUUCGCGCGGAGGUUUUGACCGACGGCCGGUGACAGAGGUGAGAGAGUUCUUAACAACUACACACCCUCAAUCCACCGACCAGGGAUUCAGACAACCUUUCCAUAAUCAUACAAUAAAACACCAAAAUGCGCACAACCAUGCCCCAGCCAGCGCAGCAAUUUAUCACAGUAGUCGUCAGCUCAGGAAGGAUCCAAGCACGGUCCUGGAUAACCAGGUUAUUUUCGAGAGAGAUGGAUCACCAGGGCCCGAAUAA
This is a messenger RNA of Histoplasma capsulatum G186AR, 1674 nucleotides long. RefSeq lists its product as uncharacterized. NCBI's taxonomy places the organism in Eukaryota, Fungi, Ascomycota, Eurotiomycetes, Onygenales, Ajellomycetaceae. The transcript is spliced from 5 exons. The coding region runs from base 1 to 1674 and encodes 557 amino acids. The record is from RefSeq and is a predicted model, not a curated record.